GAUCUGCUGAACGCUGAGGCCGAAUUCCGUGCCUUAAAUGAUAUUGUGAGGUCCAUGGAGGAGUCCGUGGCAAAAUGCCUGCUUAAACAAGAGAAUCUCUUGGCAAAAGACAAACUGUUGGAGAAGAAAUUUAAGCUUGAAUUCAGGCAAAACACACCGAAGACACAAGUGGAGCAACUGUUCAAAUUGUUCAAAAAACGGCCAAAAUUAUUAGAGACAGCCACAGCCCCGACGGCAGUCAUCAUGCAACUAGCUCAAUGCGUAGUCCAUCGAAAUUUAAACACUUUCUUACCCCCCGAAUGUGUUGAGUACCUUCGGAUCCUGGAACAGUAUGAUAGCUACAACUUUGCAUCCCAUCUGGUCAAUGAGUCAAAAUGGGAGUGUUUUUGCGAGCUGCGCAGACAAAAAAUCAAAUCGGAACUCAAGAUAAAAGCUAUUUGUGUCGAGCUGGCCGAGGCGGAAUCCUCAGUUAACAUGUUUUCGCAAAGCAUAAAACCAGCAAAGGAAAAAAUCGGUCAAAUAGCAAAUCAGCUGGAACGGCAGUCAAGUGAACGCACUCAUUUCCAGCAAAAUAUUCAGUUGCAGAUUGUUUUGAAGCAAGCAAUUUUGGAAGUUCCAAUUUCCGGGCAGAUUUCGGAUUUUGAUAAUACUAUUUUACUCACACGAAACUCUAUCAAACAACUCAACAGAGUUCUUCAUAAAGCAGGUGCAAAGAAAAUAGCAGCUCUCGAAAGAAUGAUAAAAUUCAACGGCCAAAUAGUAAAUCUCCAAUGGGAAUACGAUAAAUUGACGAACCGCAUUGAAAAUCUAGAGAAGCGGCUCCAAUACUUGGAAAAAUUUAAAGUCACCAAAGAAAUCUUCGAGAAUCUUCAAAAAUUCUCGGGUGGAAUGGACCCGCGUGAAAAGGAAGGAAUCGAUAUGGAUGCCAAAGCAAUGGCUUUACGAGAGUCCCUGAGAAAGAAAAUGCGGCUCGUUAUAGAGGAAACGGACCGAACCGAAAGAAGGAUCAAUCGGAUAAAAGAUGAUAACAAAAGAAUGGAAGAGAGAAUGAAAGAUAUUUCCAAAAAAAUAACCCAGCUGAAGCAAAGGAGGGAUUUCAAAUUUGAAGAGACACUAAAUGACGUCACAAGGCACAGAUUGCUGCUGAUAUCCCGCCGAGGCACUCUCCUGACAGAAAUUCAGCAACUUGACGCUAACGUAUCGACGCUGCAGUCUAAGCUCGAGUUACUGCGGAUGAAGACAUAUCCUACCCUAAAGGCCAGCCCAAUAACUUAAAAGUAUCCAAGGCCCGAAGAGAUCGGAAAUAUUUGUACAACAGAAUUUAAAGAUGAAAUCGCCCCGAAGUUCAUACAUGUUUUUUCCAUUGAGAGCGAUAACUGUAGCGGUGGGAGAAAAUCGCGUUCUCAGAAUUUAAAGAUAGCAAACAAUUUGAUGUAACAAACGUGCAUACAUAAGAAAAGCGUAGAUAUUAAUAAAACAUGUCUCCUUGUCGAUGUUUUUAUAUGUAAAUAAAUUAUCUAUCCAUUUCACACA
Messenger RNA from Bemisia tabaci, 1533 nucleotides. RefSeq names its product cilia- and flagella-associated protein 43. Gene Ontology annotation, biological process: cilium assembly. NCBI's taxonomy places the organism in Eukaryota, Metazoa, Arthropoda, Insecta, Hemiptera, Aleyrodidae. The record is from RefSeq and is a predicted model, not a curated record. Gene Ontology annotation, cellular component: axoneme.